AUGACAACACCCAUUCCCUCCCCCAGCGCCCUGCGCGCUCUCCGCGCGCUCUCCACGCAUCCCACCCCAACGCACACCCAAGUCCGCCACGCGACGCUCCUCCGCCGACCCAAGCGCCCCUACACCUUCACCCAACUCGUCACCCUCUCCGAUGGUAGCACCUUCGUGCAGCGCACUACCUCCCCGGUCUCGGUCUACAAGGCGACAAAAGAUACGCGCAACACACCACUGUGGAACCCGAGUUCUCAGAAGCUCUUGAACGUGGAGGAGGAUGAGGCGGGCAAAUUGGCCGCGUUUAGGGCGAAGUUUGGACGGGGCUGGGAUGCUGAGCAGGGCAAGGGAACGGCGAAAGCGGAUCAUUUUAUGGAUUUGAUCAGUGGGAAUGCGGGUAAGGCAGACGCGGCGAAGGGGGCACAACCUGCUGCUCCUGCGCCCUCGAAGUCAACGCCUGCAAAAGCUGGGAAGAAGUGA
This is a messenger RNA of Didymosphaeria variabile, 471 nucleotides long. RefSeq lists its product as uncharacterized. Gene Ontology annotation, molecular function: structural constituent of ribosome. The coding region runs from base 1 to 471 and encodes 156 amino acids. NCBI's taxonomy places the organism in Eukaryota, Fungi, Ascomycota, Dothideomycetes, Pleosporales, Didymosphaeriaceae. Gene Ontology annotation, cellular component: mitochondrial large ribosomal subunit. The transcript has 2 exons. Gene Ontology annotation, biological process: mitochondrial translation. The record is from RefSeq and is a predicted model, not a curated record.